Gasterosteus aculeatus aculeatus (three-spined stickleback) is the source of this 1473-nucleotide messenger RNA. It is a transcript of the gene iba57, whose product is annotated as iron-sulfur cluster assembly factor IBA57. Gene Ontology annotation, biological process: iron-sulfur cluster assembly. The record is from RefSeq and is a predicted model, not a curated record. NCBI's taxonomy places the organism in Eukaryota, Metazoa, Chordata, Actinopteri, Perciformes, Gasterosteidae. Gene Ontology annotation, cellular component: mitochondrial matrix. Gene Ontology annotation, molecular function: protein binding.
UUGGGUGCAAUGCAUUGUGGGAUUUCAAAAAUGGAGUCCUCGCCGCCGGGAGUCAACGACGGUGUCCUGCGUUACGUAGCCGUCCGCAGUUGUUAACAAACGCGCCAGCCUCCUCGCUUCGAACCGUAGCGUCCUCGGUCAAACAUGGGCCCUUUGUGUCUGGCCCGGGCGGCGCUCGCGGCCGCCGCGAAGCACUCGGCUGCCCGUGUGCUUCGCGUCCCGCCGCGGGUCAUCGUGCGCAGGUACAGCCGGGAGGGAGACGACGUCGUCGUCGUCGCCGCCGCCGCCGCGCGGUUCGCGUGCUACCAGCUGCCCCACAGGACCGUGCUGCGAGUCCGGGGAGAAGACACGCGCCCGUUCCUCCAGGGGAUUAUAACCAAUGACGUGGAGCUGCUGGAGGAGCCCGGGCUCGCGGCUCUGUACUCGCACAUGCUAAAUGUGCAAGGAAGAACGCUGUAUGACGUCAUGUUGUACAGUCUGAAAGAAGCCGGUGGAGGACAGGGCGUCUUCCUGGAGUGUGACAGCACGAUUAAGGACUCGAUCUUGAAACAUUUGAAGAUCUACAAGCUCCGCCGAAAGGUCACUAUAGACCCCUGUCCAGAGCUCUCAGUCUGGGCGGUUCUUUCCAAGCAAAAGAACGCAGGUCAAGAGGCCAGUAAACCCGAGCUCUCCUCCCCAGACCAAGCUCUGGUAUGGGACGCCGAUCCUCGAACACAGGAAAUGGGCUGGAGAUUGGUGUUGGAAAGUCAAGUGGACCCCCUGGAUAUCAUUGCAUCCUGCCAGAAAGGUGACACAGCAGAGUAUCACAGACAUCGCUACUCAAUAGGACUUCCAGAGGGAGUACGGGACCUUCCCCCAGGGGUGGCACUACCACUGGAGUCAAAUCUUGUCUACAUGCAGGGUAUCAGCUUUAGCAAGGGCUGUUACAUUGGCCAGGAGCUCACAGCCAGGACCCAUCACACUGGUGUGGUUCGGAAGCGCCUGAUGCCAGUGCGCUUGUCAGCCCCAGUCCAAGACCUCGAGGAGGGCGCUGCGCUGCAAACGCAGUCGGGCAAGCCAGCCGGGAAGCACCGAGCAGCGGUUGGACAGCUGGGCCUGAGCCUGAUCCGCCUGGCUCACGCCAAAGAAACGUUGACACUCAAAUCUUCUGAUGACACCACGGUGGCUCUUGAGGCUUCCGUGCCAGACUGGUGGCCUAAAGAUGUGAAAAUUGAGUGAAGAGGAUGUUUUAGAGUUCCCUCAAAUGUGACAUGCAUCCCAGCUGACAGACAGAACCCUGAAGUACAGUAUGUUAUACUGUCAUUGCUUCACAGCUGUGUGGAAUUGAUUAUAUUGUGUGUAUUUCUGUUUAAAAUAUCUUUGGGGAGUUAUUUACCAUAGAAUUAUAUUUCAUUUUUAUCAGCACUAUGCACAACAUUUACCAGCUGUGGGAUGGGUUUUGGUUGUUGUUGAAUAAACCUGCAAAAAACGCAA